Tuber aestivum (summer truffle) is the source of this 4413-nucleotide messenger RNA. Lineage: Eukaryota; Fungi; Ascomycota; Pezizomycetes; Pezizales; Tuberaceae. The record is from the annotation of a GenBank genome assembly.
AUGAAUCGGCAACAAAGAUCGGCCCUCGCCGCCCCCACCACUGCAUCAGCAGCAACAAUGAUGAUGGUUUUCGUCCUCUACGCCCUUCUGUCUGGAGCGGGCCUGGCCCUUGCCCAUCAACACCGGCAAUACCACCAGCAGCAGCGAAUCCUCACCCGAGAUCCGGACUCGCCCCAUCUAGCUGUGGGAAUAAACGAUAGUGGUCGGAACUACAACCGCGGGACUGACGUUAGUUCCACCGUUCGAGCUCUCGCUACCGUUUCCGCGGGAUCGGUUCCUUCCUCGUCUCAGGAUCGUAAGGACAUCUACCAGGACGACAGGCGAGGGAGGAGUUUGGGUGCGACUGUUGGAAGGGGAGGGGGAGGGAUGUCUGCGAUUGGAGGUCACAGAAGUCUGAACGAUUGGGAAGUGGAGGAUUUUGUCCUGCUGGCUACGGUGGAUGGGACGCUACAUGCUAGGGAUCGGAAGAGCGGUGCUAGGCGGUGGGAGAUUUUCGCCCAUGAUCCGGUGGUUCAGACGGUCUACCAUCGCGCGAAUGGCAGCGCGGCGAACACGGAGCGGGAUUGGAUUCAGGAUGAUGACGUGGUUUGGAUCGUUGAGCCGAUCCAGGAUGGGGCUUUGUUCUUUUUUACGCCGGAUAAUGGGUUGCAGGUAUGUGCCCUCCUGCCGACCCAUUGAUUGAUUGGAGUGUGGAGUUCAGGGAACUGACUGUGUGUGGGGGAGAGACAGAAGCUUGACGUCACAGUCAAGGGCAUUGUAGACGACUUAUCGCCGUUCACGCCAAAGGGUAGCGAUCGUUCUUACAAUGGUGAGAAGAAGACAACAACUUUUGCGAUUGAUGCUCGCACCGGCAAUGUUCAGAGGGUCUUCUCAUCUGCUGGCAUAGCUAGCCCGGUCAACAAUGAUAAGUGUAAGCCGAAUAAUGGACUUGAAGAGGAUCUCGACGACGACGAGUGCGAAUCUGUUCCCAAGACUAUUUUAAUUGGAAGGACUGGUAUGACUCUCAAUUGGGAAUAGGGGAAACGACGGCUACUGAUUUAUCUUUGAUGGCCGACAGAGUAUACUGUUACCAUCAAUAGUCUGUCCACCGGUGAGCGGCUUUGGACCAUCAAGUAUGCUGAGUGGGGGCCCAAUAAUGGGGAUAAGGAUCUUGCCGUGCAGUAUGAAAGAUCCAUGGAUAAUAGGUAUAUCUAUACUGGUCAUGAUGGCAAGAUUUAUGGGUUUGAAGGGGAUGUAGCUGGUAUGUUUUAUAUGCCCCAUCCGGGUGGAUGUCUCUUGGCUAGUCCGAUCAUUGACAAUCUGCACAUCAGGCCCUGACAGCGAGCGUCGCCCAAAAUACCAGCAAUCCUUUUCUUCUCCCGUUAUCAGAGUCUUCGACGUUGUCAAGUCCAUAACUUCCCCCACGGAAUCCAAAACCGUCACAUCUGUUGUUCUCCCUCAGCCAAUUCUCGCAUCAAGGGAAUUGGACCGGCACGAAGGAUUGACAUUUGUGGGCUGUACCGAGAACGACAGUUUCUACGCUCUAUCGGAAACAAGCUACCCGUACGUUACUGAUGGAGCCCCAGACGCAACGUUCUACGCCGGCGGGCGCCUAAAAUGGCAAACGUCCACCCGUGACGAACGCCACAAGACAAUAAUGGGCAUGCACCACGCGCACUACGGAUUUGAUGAGCCCUAUCGCGCAUCCCUACCCGCUCCUACGCCGAUCUCACGCGAAGAACGGCCAGCCGUUAGAUCCAGGAACACCGUCCCACCAUUGCCGUCCUCGCCCUCCUUGAAGAGUAGCCGCUUGAUCAACUUUGCUAUAGAGAACCUCGUGGAUAUAAGCAUUCUCGUUCCCAUACUUACUGCUUUGAUUUGGCUGUUUAUGAAGCAGAUGGGUGGAAGCAAGGCUGGAAAUGGGACACCGGAGAAUGUGAGCAAUGCAACUAUGGCCGGUCAUGCGGGGGAGCUUGUGCGGCUUGUUAGAGCUGGGGCGGCUUCUGAGCGUGUACCGAAUGGUGUGCCAGUUCUGGAUGAGCCGCCGGACGGGGUGGUUGUCAUGGGGGAGCAGUUACAGAAACAACCUGGGCCCACUGCACAGCAGCAGCAGGUGGAGGAAGCGGUGGCCGUGGCUAUAGAGGUGGCAGCGCCGAGGGGGGAGAUACAACAGCCGGCUGUGGUGCCGGACGCAGCGGCGGGAGCAGUGAGAUUUGAGGACGGUGCGGUAAUGGUUGAGGAGGAUGUUCCGGUGCCACCAGCUCCUACUCCUAAGAAAAAGAAGCAUAGAGGCCAGAGGGGAGGUGCUAGGAAACGGGGAAAGGCAAAUGCGGAGAAGGAGAAGGAGAAGGAGAAAAUGGAGGUUGCGGGUAGUGAGGUGAAGGAGAUUGUCAGGGAGAACCCGAUGCAGCUUGAUCUCAACACACUAGCUAUAGAUCCUUUAGGGGAAGAGUGGGAUCCGUCAUCAUUAGUUGCGAUAAAUAACUUGAUGGUUCAUGAAGAUAAAGUAUUAGGUGAGUCUAUUGGAUGUAGUCGCGAUUUCGAUUCCCUUCAACUCACAAUCUUCAAGGCGUUGGCAGUCAAGGAACAAUAGUAUACAGAGGCUCGUUCGAGGGAAAAGUAGUAGCUGUCAAGCGGAUGCUGCGAGAUUUUAUCGACGUGGCGGAGCACGAAGUCUCACUAUUGCAGCAAAGCGACGACCACCCCAACGUCAUCCGCUACUACUGCACCCAGCACGGGUCCCGCUUUUUAUACAUUGCACUAGAGCUCUGCCCGGCGUCACUAUUUGACGUAUUCUCCGAUCCAAUAAGCCACUCCGACCUCCUGGGGCUCAUGGACCCCAUAGACGUCCUCCGCCAGAUCGCCUCAGGAGUACGUCACCUCCACUCUUUAAAAAUCGUGCACAGGGAUUUGAAACCCCACAAUAUCCUCGUUAGCCACCCCAAGCCGCUCCCUCACGACUCCUCAACGAAGCGGCCGAGGGUCCUUAUAUCAGACUUUGGCCUGUGCAAGAAAUUAGAAGGCGACAAGAGCUCCUUCGGCGCCACAACAGCUCAUGCAGCGGGCACGUCGGGCUGGCGCGCACCGGAACUCCUCGUCGACGAAGACUCCGCUUCGAAACCUAUCUCCCCCUCACAACCCCCUCCCCAACCGCCAACGGCCGAAGCCUCCACCUCAAACUCAUCCUCCGAAACCGCUGUAAUUGACACGUUAACCAACCGCCGUGCCACCCGCGCAAUAGACGUCUUCUCGCUAGGGUGCGUGUUUUACUACAUCCUCUCUCGCGGCGAGCACCCCUUUGGCACACGUUGGCACCGAGAGUUCAACAUCAUAAACAACAGCCCCGACCUCUCCCACCUCGCCCCGCUGGGACUAGCAGAGUACGAAGCUAGGGACUUAAUCUCUAGUAUGAUAAGCCAUAACCCGCGAAAACGUCCAGACGCCACGAAAGUUCUUAUUCAUCCGUUCUUUUGGUCACCAGAGAAGCAAUUGACCUUCCUGCUAGACGUGAGUGAUAGGUUUGAGGCUGAGAAGGACAAGGAGAAAGUUACCGGCCCCGAAGGUGGGUAUAAGUCCCCGUUCAUACCAAUGCUGGAGCGAAAUGCCCGGGAAGUUUGCGGUGGCGGUGACGGGGACUGGACGAAGAGGCUUGAUAGGCUAUUCCUCGCAGAGCUAGUGAGCAACAAGCGAAGAGGGUACGAUGGCGAGAAGGUGCUGGAUUUGUUGAGGGCUAUACGAAACAAGGUAUAUUCUGUCUUCUCCCACGUGGACUGAUGGAAGAUAAUGGUGCUAACUAACGAGUAACAGAAGCAUCACUACCAAGAUAUGAAACAGACCGUAAGGGAAGCCGUCGGCGAUCUCCCGGGCGGCUACUUGAGCUACUUCUCCCGACGUUUCCCGGGCCUCCUACUACACACUUGCGAGGUGGUCCGUGACGCAGGCUUCUGGCAAGAGCCGGUUUUCAGAGGGUAUUAUUCCGUGCAGCGUUAAUCCGUCGAUUGAUUCACCGGUCUUGCUGAGCUGCCGAUCGUAGAAGUAGAAGGGGGUUUCUUGCAUAUACCCUUUUUUUUUUUCUAUCUUUUUUAAAAUUUCAGAUUUUUUUUUUUGCAGGGUUUGAUUUGCGCUUAGCUUAGGUUUGGACUUGGUGGGGAUGAAUAUAAAAAACGUUUGGGCUUUGGGAUUGCUUGGGUUGGCUUGGGCAUGUUUGGGUCACGCGCGUUUUUCUUUUACUCAGCAGCAGUGUGCUUGAUAGUUGGCUGCCUUUUACCUCUUGUCUUGAUACUCUACCCGAGUAGCUGCUACUGGUGUCUUUCGCUUUUCUUUUUGCCUUCUAUUCAAGUUCACGGGGUUGUUUCUCACUUGUGCAUGUAUAUACGCUUUUGGUUAGGCACUUACUUAUUUGUUAGCCCUUACCCACUUAACUUACCACAUAUG